Procambarus clarkii (red swamp crayfish) is the source of this 337-nucleotide messenger RNA. The record is from RefSeq and is a predicted model, not a curated record. NCBI's taxonomy places the organism in Eukaryota, Metazoa, Arthropoda, Malacostraca, Decapoda, Cambaridae.
ACCUCCUGAACAGCAACAUUGGUGAUGACGUAGACUGCGCUCAGACAAUCUACAAGCGGCAGGGAUUCAAAGCCUGGUACGCUUGGAGGGCCCAUUGUGAGAAACAGGAUCUGGAUAAGUACAUAGCCGGGUGCUUCUAGAGGUUCCUAGGCCUACACGCAACUGAAGAAGUCUCCAGUGGACAGAUGUGAUAGUUGUUGACAACUUAGAUUGAUGGUGAUUCUGGAGUUGACUCCUCUAUUUUGAGAUUGACACACACACCAAGCAUAUUAUCAUGCACUAAUAUCCUGCCAGCAACACACAGCAACAUAUAUAUAUGUAUAUAAAAUAUAUAUAU